AUGAAAUUGUGGUGCCUUGUGUGGACUUUCAAGUUGGCGGCGCUCCACGAUCGAACGCACGUAAGCUCAAACAAUCGCCGCGGCUUCUCCGCAUCCUUAAACAUAAAAGAUGGACCCUUACUCGAGGGCAGAGACGAAUCGUGGCCUUCUGAUGUGCAAUCAUUGUGCAACUUGCUACUUCAGAGUAGAGUGCUCCCGUCUUGGGUGGAGACCGGACCGCACCCUCCCAUCAAUCCUCUGGUUCAACCGUUGCUAGACGAAUUGCGCAAUCCAGAUCAUGGCAGCGGUAAAUCAAUGGACAUGAUCAUUGGAGCAGACGCGACGCUGGAGACCCAGUUCAGAAGGAUGUUCGGCACUACGCUAAGCGACUGCUUCAGACUGAGGAACAUCGUUGCCACCGAGAAUGUUUCCGGUAAUGUUGACUCAAAAGAGUCAUUUCUCUUGGUUGCAGUCCGCAAUGCGAUGUCUCCUGAUACUCCAGAUUUAGUGAUCAGUGAAGGAGCUAAGGUCGCAUUACCUCGCCUGUCCAACACCCGUCUGAGUCCACUAUUUGGAUAUAUUGCUAAUGACAUCCGAGCCCCCUUGCUGAUGUCAGUUGUCACGGAGUUGUCAGAACCACAACAUGACAGUGAAACGAUCGAUGAGUUGGACGAGUCAUCUACGGUCGCGGAGCCGAGUAUAGCACAAUCUCUUCGGAGUGCAUCUCAUCCCGAGUCACUGGAAGAACAAUCACAUCAUGCCACCUCAGUUCAACCAAACGAGCCUAACGACGAAUCAUCAGGUCCAAACACUGUUAGGUCAUUACGUUCGUCAAAUUUAUGCUUCUUUUUGGCGUGGACAACAGUCUAG
Molecule: messenger RNA, 849 nt
Organism: Sparassis crispa
Lineage: Eukaryota; Fungi; Basidiomycota; Agaricomycetes; Polyporales; Sparassidaceae
Exons: 6
Coding region: 1-849 (282 amino acids)
Source: RefSeq, a predicted model, not a curated record